Siniperca chuatsi (mandarin fish) is the source of this 6287-nucleotide messenger RNA. RefSeq names its product calmin a (gene clmna). Gene Ontology annotation, biological process: nuclear migration. NCBI's taxonomy places the organism in Eukaryota, Metazoa, Chordata, Actinopteri, Centrarchiformes, Sinipercidae. The transcript is spliced from 13 exons. Bases 329 to 4030 code for a protein of 1233 amino acids. Gene Ontology annotation, molecular function: actin filament binding. Gene Ontology annotation, cellular component: cytoplasm; meiotic nuclear membrane microtubule tethering complex; nuclear outer membrane. The record is from RefSeq and is a predicted model, not a curated record.
UGGAUCAGCUCCAUCCCACCUCGGAAAUACCGACCAGGUGCUGCAGCGCCUUCCUCCGCUGCUCUCCACGGGCUGCUCUCACGGAGCGCAAUCGUUCCCACCGCCACGCUGUGACGGGAAGAAACCCGCAGUAAACACCAGCAAUGUCCGGCCAGUGACCGAAACCCUCCCGUUAGAUCUGCCUGUGUGCCCGGCUUGCAUGGCUCCCGGCCGCCGGCCGGACAAUAGAUAGCCCGCUCCCCCGCUGCAGCAGCUUCUUCUCCUCCAGCCGGCGGAGCUUUGUGAGUGAUCCUGCCCAGGAUCUCUGCAGCCCUCCCCGCGGCUCCAGAUGGCUGGACACGAGUGGGAAGACUGGUUCGAGCGGGAGGAGUUUAUCGGACAGAUCAGCGACAUGCGAGUGCAGAACCUGCAAGUUGAAAGAGAAGUGGUUCAGAAGAGGACCUUCACUCGAUGGAUGAACCUACAUUUAGAAAAGUGUGACCCGCCUAUUGAGGUCCAUGACCUUUUCCAGGACAUACAGGAUGGACACAUCCUCAUGGCCCUGCUCGAGGAGCUCUCUGGCUGCAAACUGCUUCAUGGGUUCAAGAAGUCCUCCCAUCGUAUUUUCAGACUCAACAACAUCGCCAAGGUCCUGUCUUUCCUGGAGGAGAGAAACGUAAAGCUGGUCAGCAUCGAUGCAGCUGAUGUUGCUGAUGGAAACUCCUCCAUCAUCCUGGGACUCAUCUGGAACAUCAUCCUUUUCUUCCAGAUUAAGGAGCUGACUGGGAACAUCAGGAGCCAUUUCCCCUCCUCCUCCAGUCUGUCAUCCAUCCCCACCAGCUCAGACUCUGACACGUCCUACUGCAGCACGCCGUCAGAUGAGAGACAGUCGGCAUCUACGGCCAUGCGAGAACACAGCAAGGCCAUCAAGAAACUGCUGCAGUGGGUACAGAAGCGAUCACGCAAGUAUGGUGUGGCAGUGCAGGACUUUGGGAAGAGCUGGACAAGUGGUCUGGCCUUCCUGGCUGUCAUUAAGUCCAUUGACCCCAGCCUGGUGGACAUGAGGAAGGCACUGCUGAGGAACGCCAGGGAGAAUCUGGAGGACGCCUUCAGGAUAGCCCACUACAGCCUGGGUAUCCCACGCCUACUGGAGCCUGAGGAUGUGACUAUUAACAGACCAGAUGAGCAAUCCAUCAUAACAUAUGUGUCACAGUUCCUAGAGCACUUCCCUGGCAUAGAGGAGCCGGAGGAGCCCUGCCAGCUGAUUGAACGAAGCGUUUCUAUGUGCCGACUCAACUUCCGUGACAGUGACUCCGACAACAUAAGGAAUGCCGCUCACAGAAGCAGAGUGAGGGAGAGGUCCUACAUGUUCCAGAGGGACUGUGCCCAACCCCCACCGAAAAUCUUAAUUUCCUCUGUAUCAGAGGACAGGAGCGCCAUGUCACCCCCCUUCAGGCGUGCUGCAGCUCGCUCGUGGUCCAGUGAAGACUUCUUAGCAGAUUCCCCCCAUAUGGAAGACAUCCCCAGCAGUGUGGUUGAAGAGCCCAAGGAACCUGCCAGUGAGGUCUUAACCAACUCAACCUCUAACUCCCCACGACUGUCUUACACUCACUCGCCCACUGGUUCAUCAGUGCCGGAGUCUGUAAACACUGAGUCAGUAAUUGCUGACUCUGCAAUCAGCUCACCAGACUCCUGGCUGGAGAGCGAAUUUGGGGUGAUGCCAGAGACGUUUUGUGAGAGCCGAAGUGACAGUUCUUUGUGUGACAGUGGAACAACCUGGGAUGUGUACCAUGCCACCCCUGUGGAGGUCACUACUCUUGAUGAAGGAUUUGUUCCGUCCAUAGAGGAUAGAGCACCUGAUGAGCAGUUGACUGAGUUGUAUAUCAAAGGGAUUUACUCACUGAGCUCAUUGGAGAACACACAGGAGAGAAUACAAGGGAAUUCUGAGAAAAAGGAAGCAGAAGUAGUGAAAGAGAAAGAGGCAGAGAAGAACCACAACCAGGACAUGGCACUAGAACAGGUACCUGUUCAUAGCAAAACUGGUAUUUCAAAAGAAGUAGACUCUAAACAGAUGGAUAGAAGUCUGCUUCAAAAAGGCGAAGUCCCCCAAGAGCAAGAACCUUCUUUUGAGCUGUGUGAUGCAGAAAUACUGACCAACUCUGGUGUAGAAGAUUUCCUUGAAACUGAUAAAACUAACCAGUCCCAACUCAGCUCCAACACUGAACUACCACACUCUGAUCAUUUUGAAGAACUCGUGAAGCAAACCAGUGUUGAAGAGAGUUCUAAGAGAGAACAGAAAUGUUUAAAGAAAGCUGUGAACUUCAUUGCGGAUGCACAGGAUCAUGAAGGACAAAUUAAUGGUCGAACUGAAAGUCAGAAUGAGGGAAAUAACUCUGACAAGGUUGAAGUGGAAACUGAAUGUCAGAAAACAGAUUCUUCUUCAGAGGAGACAAGAGGGGAGUCAAGAAAGGAGAUAGGGAUUUUAAAAGAAAGGGAUGAAGGGGUUGUAGAAACACAAGACGAAGAAAGUGAAGGAGCUCUAAGAGACUACCUAGAUCCUCAAGAAAGCUUUAGCUCAGAAACUUGUGAUGCUUUAGCAAUAACACAUCCAACCAACCAAGAUGGCGCUUCAAAAACAAGUCUAGACCCAAGCAUGAGCAUAAAUAUUCCUCUGAUCUCUAUUUCCAGUGAGCCACAAGAGCAGGAAAAAGAGGGAACAUGUGACCCAGAAACACAAGAUCAUGCUGGGGAUGAUGAGGUACAUCAGGCAGAGGCAACUGGAAGUAAAGGAACUGACACAGAUGUCAACAGCCCUCAAAAUCCAGAUGAAUUGAGUUGUGACUCCAAUGACAAUGAUGACAAAAACCCUGUUGAGAUUCCUUCCUGCCUGGUAUCAGAAAAUGUUAAACCAACAGCUUCAGAACAAAUAAGGGACAUAGAAAUUGGGCAUUUGGAUGAUGCAUAUGAACAUGACAUUAUCAGAUCAUCACAUGCACAUAUAUGUGGGCCAGACACAAUAGUUACCAUGGAAAUAAGUGAAACCACACAGGAAUGUGAGUCUCCUCACCACGACUCUCAGACAGGUAACACUGAGAAGGACUUUAUAGCUCAGACUUCUUCUACAGAUGCUAAAUCUCAACAUGUGAAUACUGAGCAGGAAAUAGAUUCAACUGAUCAACCUGAUGGACACCAGGACAAACUGGGUGACACCUCUUCUAACAAUGGGACAGCUACCACACAGCAAAUCACACUGGAUCCAGUCAACUUGAAACCAAAUUGUAUGACAGGGAUUUCGUGUUGUGAACCAGGUAGUGUGUCCAGAGACAUAGACUUGUUUUAUACAGACUUUGAUCAAAAUUCUCCCACAGACGAUGUAGUUGGUGACCCUAUCGAACCCAUGGAUCUGUUCUACCCUGACAAAGAGGAGCCUUUGUUUACAGAGCCCCCUGAUAGUGAAAUGCAGAGUUGGCCUUCUGUUUUGAGUGUGUCUGCUCUCCAGCCAGCGCCAGCUUCAGUGACUGUGCCAGAUGGUCAACCACUCAACCUGCUGGGUAAAGACCUCAGGAAUGGAGUGGAUUCAAUGCAAGAGAAUGACAAGGUGAUCACUAAGACCAACCAGGAGACUGACAAAGCAUCUGAAUUUAAGGAACACUGUUUGUUGCCCGGGGAGAAGAAAGGAGGAACCUGGGGUGGUAAUAUUCCAGCAGAUGGCAGCGAUCUCAGUGAGGCUGAGCAACAGAGCGUAGGCUCUGCCAGGGAAAACACAGAGCCUAUGAGGAGAGACACUAAAAGUUCCAGCAAACAAGAUGAAAGCCAGAUCUCUCCAGUUCUCCGUCGCAGAAAGGUUGCUUGCUUCACUGAGUCCAUGGACAAUCAGACAGCCGUGACUGCAGCCACCAGAAAAGCUGACAACAGUGACUCUGAUUUUUGGAGUGAGAGCUGGGAGCUAUAUCUGUUGCUGCUGCUGUGGCUGCUUCUCUACUGUUUCUGGCUGCUGCCACAGAUGGACCUGAAGACACUACCCAGCCUGCUGCUGAACCUCAACCACUGAAUACACACUUACAUACACAUAUACACACAUACAUAGUCACGGGAAAAAAGAGGAUUUUGUCAAAUAUAUAAACUUUAAUGCACCAUCACUAAAACAAAUAUAUACACACACACACACACAUACAGCUCAACUGCCACUCUUCUUUAAUUUUCAUUACACUGACGGUACUCCAAACCAAGUGAAAGCAUUUAAAAGAUGUGUAAUUUAAACUAGUAGAGCUUUUUUGGGCAGUUUUGCUUUUUAGCUUUCGAUGUGGCUUGAAUUAAUCUGUAUGACGAUGUAUGAGGGCCAUUGCUGGGGAAAAUGAAGUCUGAGAUUUUGAGAAAAACAGUAAUAAUAAAGAUAAUAAUGCUAUAAAAAGUAGUCCGAAUUUUGACAAAAAACUCAUAAUGUUAUGAGAAUGAAACUGUAAUUUUACAAGAUAAAACGUCAUAAUGUUACAACAUGAAGUUGUGAUUUUACAAGGAAAAGCCAUAAUAUUAAAAAAAAAAAGUUCAAAAUUUACAUGGACAGAUAACUUUUUCUCAAAAUUACAACUUCCUUCCUUCUAACAUUUCUCAAAAUAUUCCAAUUUUAUUCUCAGAAUCUUUUAACAGUGGCCCUGAUAUUUCGUUACAGUUCUGCUUGUGUUUUAAAGACACUGUGGAAGUUUGUGGUUUCUGCUGUGCAAAGCCGACAGAGCUGACCUUCUAAGACUAUAUGACUGUACAGCACACUCUGAUUUGUAGACAGAGAUAUAUACUUUGGAUGUAUGGAUGCACUGUUGCCUAUCUGAAUAGCCAUUUAAUCCAGAUGAAGAUGUUAAAAAAAGCUGCUUCCGGCUAUAUAUUAUAUAUAUAUAUCUAUAUAUAGAUAUAUAUAGAUAUAUAUAGAUAGAUAUAUAGAUAUAUAUGAAUGAUAAAGCCAGGCUUUUUGAGCUUAUAUACCUGUACUAUUGUAAAGAGAACUUAUCAGUCUGAAUGAAGCGGUAUUUUGGAUCUGUUGCACUGUUGAAAAAGAUUAGACUGCCAAAGAUGGUGUUAGAAGUGCUAAUGCAGAAAGCAAACAACUCACCACAAGCCCAAUAAUGGAAAUCUUGUUUUUAACACAUAGAAAGUCUAGUAUAAGUCUUGUGCUAAAGUGUCACCCAGCUCUAUAUUGUAUAAUAGUUGAAGCAGAAUAUGUAUUUGUAAUAUUUUUUGGCUCAUAAGAUGUAUGAAUGGAUUUUUUAAAAGUUUUAUGACAAAGAAAUGUUUUAUGUGAUUGAGCUUGUCCAAGCCUGUCAAUGAAAAGAGAAUGCUUUACAAUUAAAUACCUUUCUACAUGUUAUUUUUGAACAAUGUCUGUAAUGAAGCACUAUGACAAAGUGAACAUUCUUCAUUUGAUCAUUCUUCCACACCAGCCAACCAGUAGGUGAAGUCUCUGUUUACUGAAUAUAAAUACAGCUCCUGCAUCCCACUGACUGAGGGGCAGCAAAAAAGCCAUCCAUUCCAGUUCAGUACAAACUGGGUCAUCCCUAUAGCACAGUGCAUCAUAAUCUCAAGUGUGUGUGUGGAUGUGUUUUUCUACUUUUAUCCUCUUGAGAAGUAGAGCUAUGUCCCACUUCCAUACUAUUUACUAACUGCAUACAGUAUAGACUGUAUACUAAUGCUGUCAGUGCAUUGUUUUACUAGUUACUAUACAAGAAGUCAAUGCACUUUACCUUUUUGUACUAACUGGAAAUUAUGCGAUAUGUGCACUAAGGGACGUCAGUCAAACUUUGGAAUACCACUGUCAAUUACACUUCAAAAAGAGAAAGCAAAAAUGUUUUAGAUUUAUCCUGCUGAUUCGGGGGAUUGAACCGACGACCUCCCAGCCACAAGCUAACUUCAUUUUUGACCUUGGAAAAAGGCAAUCCCACUUCAAGGUCCAAUUUCUAGCUGUUUCCGGAGCAUUUCCAGUACAUAUUUCCGAAUGAAUUAUUACCACAAACCAACUGUCACACAGUGAAAAUGGGGCUUCCAAAGCAUUCCCCAUCUUUCCCUGACUUUAACAGACUUUAACAGAGUUCUUUGAGUUGCCUAACCAGAACCAUAAAAAACAUUAAUCACGCUUAAGUUGCCACAAGCAGAUAUAGUCAGUGGUGGAAGUACUCUUUAAGUAAAAGUACCAAUACAACAAUGUAACUGUACUCCAUUACAAGUAAAAGUCCUUCAUUCAAAAUCCUACUUAAGUACACGAGUAUAAUCUGCAAAAUGUACCUAAAGUAUCUAAAAUAAAAGUUCAUUUUUGGCAGUGA